Alosa sapidissima (American shad) is the source of this 2591-nucleotide messenger RNA. Its product is annotated as zinc finger protein 493-like. Gene Ontology annotation, molecular function: RNA polymerase II cis-regulatory region sequence-specific DNA binding; DNA-binding transcription factor activity, RNA polymerase II-specific. The transcript is spliced from 4 exons. The coding region runs from base 273 to 2591 and encodes 772 amino acids. NCBI's taxonomy places the organism in Eukaryota, Metazoa, Chordata, Actinopteri, Clupeiformes, Clupeidae. The record is from RefSeq and is a predicted model, not a curated record. Gene Ontology annotation, biological process: regulation of transcription by RNA polymerase II.
AAGGCCACGAGAGCUCAUGGCUGGCAUAAAUGAUAACUAGUCGUGUCUAUGAACUUGCACCCUGACUGCUAUUACACAGUGCUGCUUGAUGAGUGUUUGUUUUUGUGCAUGUGUGUAUGUGUGUGUAGGCUACGUGUGUGUGGUCAAUUCCCAGCUGACUGAAGCCUCAAGGAGCAGCGAAGAGGGACGUGUGUGUAUCGGCAGAAAGCUGCUGAAAAGGAGGCCGAUAGAGAGAUAACCUCCGAUGGGGUCAUCUUUGGUCUGCUGGGAACAUGGAUCUUGGACUGCCACUGAAGCCUAACAGCAGCGUUUACGUGACUGAAAACCUGAGGGUGGUGGUGAAAGAAGACAAUGUAAAAGAGGAGGAAUAUGAUCAUGUGAUUUCAUUUCAUGAUGAGGAAGAUAAGCCCGUUGCAGAGCUUCACUGUAAAACUGAAACGGACAUUCAAACAGACGUCGCAGAGUCAUACAGCGGGCCUACCUACAGUGAAACACUACAGACAGCCGUGGAGAUUGAAGUGAAGAAAGAAGAUGAUGAGCAGGAGAACGAUUAUCUGGUGGAAAGUGCAUCAGACCACCCACACAUAAUGCAACACCAGUUCCAUGGACAGAAUGAUCAACUCAACCUGCAACUGAAUGAAGGACCAUACUACUGCACCGUCUGCAGCAAGAGUUUCACGGCUCAGAGAGAUUUCGAGAAACACCAGCAGACACACACUCUUAACAUUAAGUCAAAGCAGAAACCUCAUAAAUGUGCCCAGUGUGGAAAAGAAUUGACAAGAUCCUCACAACUUAAACAGCACAUGCUAAUACACACUGGAGAGAAGCCUCAUAAAUGUGCCCAGUGUGGAAAAGCAUUUAAAAAACCUUCACAACUUAAACGUCACAUGCUAACACACACUGGAGAGAAGCCUCAUAAAUGUGCCCAGUGUGGGAGAAGUUUUUCACAAGUUUCAAAUCUUAAAUCCCAUAUGCUAACACAUACUCUACAGAAACCUCAUAAAUGUGCCCAGUGUGGAAAAGAAUUGACAAGAUCCUCAGAACUUAAACAGCACAUGCUAAUACACACUGGAGAGAAGCCUCAUAAAUGUGCCCAGUGUGAAAAAGCAUUUAAAAGACCUUCACAACUUAAACGUCACAUGUGUACACACACUGGAGAUAAGCCUCAUAAAUGUGCCCAGUGUGGAAAAGGUUUCACAUUUCUUUCAACUCUUAAAACACACAUGUGUUCACACACUGGAGAAAAGCCUCAUAAAUGUGCCCAGUGUGGAAAAGGUUUCACACUUCUUUCAACUCUUAAAACCCACAUGCUAACACACACUGGAGAGAAGCCUCAUACAUGUGCCCAGUGUGGGAGAAGUUUUUCACAAGUUUCAAAUCUUAAAUCCCAUAUGCUAACACAUACUCUACAGAAACCUCAUAAAUGUGCCCAGUGUGGAAAAGAAUUGACAAGAUCCUCACAACUUAAACAGCACAUGCUAAUACACACUGGAGAGAAGCCUCAUAAAUGUGCCCAGUGUGGAAAAGCAUUUAAAAUACCUUCAAAACUUAAACGUCACAUGUGUACACACACUGGAGAGAAGCCUCAUAAAUGUGCCCAGUGUGGAAGAAGUUUUUCACAAGUUUCAAAUCUUAAAUCCCAUAUGCUAACACAUACUCUACAGAAACCUCAUAAAUGUGCCCAGUGUGGAAAAGAAUUGACAAGAUCCUCAGAACUUAAACAGCACAUGCUAAUACACACUGGAGAGAAGCCUCAUAAAUGUGCCCAGUGUGGAAAAGCAUUUAAAAGACCUUCACAACUUAAACGUCACAUGUGUACACACACUGGUGAGAAGCCUCAUAAAUGUACCCAGUGUGGAAAAGGUUUCUCACUUCUUUCAACUCUUAAAACCCACAUGCUAACACACACUGGAGAUAAGCCUCAUAAAUGUGCCCAGUGUGGGAGAAGUUUCUCACUUCUUUCAACUCUUAAAACCCACAUGUGUUCACACACUGGAGAAAAGCCUCAUAAAUGUGCCCAGUGUGGAAAAGGUUUCACACUUCUUUCAACUCUUAAAACCCACAUGCUAACACACACUGGAGAGAAGCCUCAUACAUGUGCCCAGUGUGGGAGAAGUUUUUCACAAGUUUCAAAUCUUAAAUCCCAUAUGCUAACACAUACUCUACAGAAACCUCAUAAAUGUGCCCAGUGUGGAAAAGCCUUUUCAAGAUCCUCACAACUUAAACGUCACAUGUGUACACACACUGGAGAGAAGCCUCAUAAAUGUGCCCAGUGUGGAAAAGGUUUCUCACUUCUUUCAACUCUUAAAACCCACAUGCUAACACACACUGGAGAGAAGCCUCAUACAUGUGCCCAGUGUGGGAGAAGUUUUUCACAAGUUUCAAAUCUUAAAUCCCAUAUGCUAACACAUACUCUACAGAAACCUCAUAAAUGUGCCCAGUGUGGAAAAGAAUUGACAAGAUCCUCACAACUUAAACAGCACAUGCUAAUACACACUGGAGAGAAGCCUCAUAAAUGUGCCCAGUGUGGAAAAGCAUUUAAAAUACCUUCAAAACUUAAACGUCACAUGUGUACACACACACAAUCUUAA